AAGGGAUUAUAACGCUGGGGCUCGAAGAACUCGGUUUCCCAGAGUGCCCGAAGAGAGCGGCACGGAUGGCGGACAAGGAUGACACCGGAGUUUGACGACGAAGUGGUGUUUGAGAAUUCACCACUUUAUCAAUAUCUACAAGACUUGGGACACACUGACUUUGAAAUAUGUUCACCAUUGUUGCAAAAGCCAGAAGAAUGCUCAUCCAAAGAAGAGCAAAAAGAACCAGGUGCGAGUUCUAUUCCCAAGCAAGACAUCCUAUCAAAACUAGCUGAGAGAUUGAAAAGUUGGCUUACUUUUCUACGAUAUAAGAAAAAAGAUGAUAUACUCCACCAAAUGGAUGUUGGUUUUCGAUUGGAGGUUCUCUGCACCAUCCUGCAACAGGAAGUUUUGCUGCAGGAGGAUGUUGAACUGAUUGAGCUACUUGACCCCAGUAUCCUGUCUGCAGGACAGCCCAAGCAAGAGGAACAUGGACGUCUUCCAACACUACACUCCCUAGCAACUCCCAAUAUUUGGGAUAUCUCACUAUUGUUUGCCUUCAUCAGCACACUGAUUAUGCUUCCUUCUUGGUGGAAUGGAUCCCUGGGACUGGUGUGGGGAAUAAGCAUGUUUGUUUACAUAUUUGUACGAAUUUUGGACACUUUGAGGACAGCCAAGCUGCAAAUGUCUCUGAGAAAAUGCCAACUUCAGCUAGAAGAUACAGUGAUUAAUUGUCGAGCUUUCACUAACCUUGUGAGGAAAGCUUUACGACUCAUUCAAGAAACAGAAGUUAUUUCCCGAGGAUUCACUCUGGUCAGUGACUGCUUUUUCCAGUGCCUCAAUCCUAUAUGUGGGCUCGACUUUAUACACAUUACUUCUGGAAUGGUAAUCAGCACUUUUGUCUCUGCCCCCAUCAUGUAUGUUUCUGCUUGGCUCUUAACUAUUCCAUCUAUGGAUCCAAAGAAACUGGCAUCAGCAAUCCAAAAUGUUAGCUUUGAUAUUAGUAUUGUCAGUCUUGUUUCUUUGUGUGUCACCUGCAUUGGAAUGGUGAUAUGGAACUUCACUAUUGAAGAACAAAGUAUCACUAUGCAAAUACUUGUAUUCAUUUUCCUGUACAGUGCACUUUAUAGUGCUUUUCUGUGGACAGGCCUCUUAUCCCUGUCUUUGCUGCUUUUGAAAAAAAAAGAAGCCAUAAAGCUCCCUGUUGGAAUCAUCAUUAUAAUUGGCUGGGGAAUCCCGGCAAUUCUCGUUGGAAUCAUGUUAGUGUCUGGUGAACGAAAUAAAGAUGUCAUUGAUUCUGCAUUUUUUUAUGGGAAACUUCAGACCUACCCACUGAAUUCUGAGAGUGACAAUGUGACAAACUACAUCUGUGUGGUGCCUUUUAAGGAACUUGGCCUGGGCCUGAGUGAAGAGCAGGUAUCUGAAGAAGAUGCACACAAUUUUACAGAUGGUUUCAGCCUGCCUGCACUGAAGGUUUUAUUCCAACUCUGGGUAGGGCAAAGCUCCGAAUUCUUCCGGCGGUUGGUUCUUCUGCUGUCUCCUUCAAAUGCUUCCCCUGAGAUUACUCCAGAAAGUUUGCCUCUUCGUAUAUUUUCUGACGUGACUCAAGGUCUGCCUCAUGCUCACGCUGCCUGCUUGGAAGAACUUAAACGAAGUUACGAGUUUUAUCGAUAUUUUGAAACUCAUCACCAGUCUGGUUCUGAUCGUUUGAUCAAAAACAACCGAAAGUCACGAGAGCUUAAUCAUCUUCAUACUGCAGUGCGUAGCUUGCAGCUCCAUCUAAAGGCCUUACUGAAUGAAGUAAUAAUUCUGGAAGAUGAACUCGAAAAGUUUGUUAGUUCUAAGGAAAGCCAAGAACACACUUUGAAGGCCUACCAAGUUGUAGAACAAAAACUAAAGUUGAUUCAGCCUCACAUGCAAGCCAGCAACAGUUGCUGGGAAGAAGCCAUUUCUCAGGUGGACAAAAUGGUUCGACGAAAUCCUGAUAAAAAAGACAAGCCUGAAAUGCCAGUUGGGAACAAACAUUGCACUGUGAUACCAUUACUAAAGCCUGCUGUACAUAUAGCGGACAGAGAUCCAAUUCCUGAAGAGCAGGAACUUGAAGCAUAUGUUGAUGAUACAGAUAUAGACAGCGAGUAUAAGAGAGAUGACUUUUAUUACUUUUCCCUGGAAGACAGAGAGAGACAAAAAUGUGAAAGAGAGGAAUCCAAGAGAGUCCUGCAGGAACUAAAAUCUGUGUUGGGAUUUAAAGCUUCAGAGGCAGAAAGGCAGAAAUGGAAGCAACUCCUAUUUAGUGACCAUGCUGCAGUGAAACCCUUGUUUACUGUCGAGCCAGAAGAACCUAUAAAUAUUUCGAUAUUGCCUACGAAUUCAGACUCUGGCAAGCAGGUCGACAGCAGAAAAGAGGGUAACCUAGAAGAGACCGUCUCUGAUACAAAAUCACAUGCCACUGAUGAGGAUGGCAGGACAGAAUACUUAUCUGAUGGGCCUGGAGUGAGGCAAGACGACAUUGCUGCUAGUGGUGACUCACCAGUGUUUGAGAAAAGAGCUUGUUACCAGUGCAACGGGGAGGGAGAAGAAUCCAAGCCAUCUGAGAUGGAUGGAGUGGAUGUGCUGCAGCCACCUGAGAGUGAUCUGCUGAAGUCCUCCAUCAAGCAAAGGCUGGCACUGCUCCAUAUAUCCACUGAUUUCGGUUUCACAUCAGGCCUAGCAGCACAGGCUGCUGCUCGGUCACUCACAUUUACAGCCAUGCAAGAACAAACGUUUGGAGAUGAGGAGGAGGAAAUACAGGAGAGCGAAGUCUUGUUUGUAGAACAAAGCAGAGAUGAAGUAAAGGACUGUGAAAAUGAAAGUUUAUAGGUCAUACCUGAACAUUGCCUGUUUGAAUAUUACAGAGGGCUAGCAGAAUAACUGAAUCAGCACACACCAAGAGAUUCAGAGUGUGAAAAUACUGAACGGCAUUAAUGAGAUACUACUUGUGCUUUUUAAAAUUGUGAUAAUAAUUUGGUAAUAUAUACACAUGCAAGUAUAAACCAAGUGCAAGGUAUGUAAUUUGGUUCUUACAGGUGUCAUGGAUGACUAUGUUGAAUUCCUUUUAAUAUUUUGUCUUUAUUUAUUUAUAUAACAAGGCUUUUCUUCCUAACAGGAAGAUCAAAUUGUCACUUCCUGAAUACUGACUUUAAUAGGAACCAUAACUGUAAAACUACUUGAAAUUGUUCUUUUACAAGAAUAUAAAUGAUAUCAUGUGUGUCUCUCUAUCACUUUAA
Molecule: messenger RNA, 3245 nt
Organism: Sphaerodactylus townsendi
Lineage: Eukaryota; Metazoa; Chordata; Lepidosauria; Squamata; Sphaerodactylidae
Gene: VEZT
Product: vezatin, adherens junctions transmembrane protein
Exons: 18
Coding region: 79-2838 (919 amino acids)
Biological process (GO): cell-cell adhesion
Cellular component (GO): plasma membrane
Molecular function (GO): myosin binding
Source: RefSeq, a predicted model, not a curated record